UCAAAGCUCAAACUAAGACUGUGAUCAGAUCCAGAAACUAAGCUUAAAGCCUAGAGCCAAACAAAGCCUCUCCUACUUCACCAUGUCCAAUCAACCUUCCCCACCAUCUCAAACCAUCAACGCCUCUCCGAAUUUUCAAAUUGUCUUCAACUCUGACGGCACUGUAACUCGUUUCUUCCAUGAUCCACUCACCCUACCCUCAUCAGACACCACUCUUUCAAUUCUCACCAAAGAUGUUCCCAUCAACCGAUCCAACAAAGCCAGUGUUCGUUUAUUCCUACCUCGAAACGCUAUCUCAAAUCACAACAAUCAAAAGCUACCCAUGAUUGUUUACUUUCAUGGAGGCGGCUUCAUCAUGCACAGCGCUGCUUCCAUCUUGUUCCACAACUUCUGCGUCGAAAUGGCAGAUUCUGUCCAAGCCAUCGUCGCCUCCGUCGAUUACCGCCUCGCGCCGGAGCACCGAUUACCCGCGGCGUACGAGGAUGCCGUCGAGGCGCUUCACUGGAUCAGAACCACUGAAGAUGAGUGGUUGACUAAAUAUGGUGAUUAUUCUAACUGUUACAUAAUGGGGAGUAGUGCUGGGGCUACUAUCACAUAUCAUGCAGGUCUACGUGCUGCGGCAGAGGCGAAUGAUCUUGAGCCGUUGAAGAUUCAAGGGUUGAUAUUGCGUCAACCAUUCUUUGGUGGGACCAAGAGGUCAGACUCAGAGUUAAGGCAUGAGAAUGACCAUAUUAUCCCUUUGUCUCUUACUGAUCUCAUGUGGGAGCUUGCAUUGCCAAUUGGUGCUGAUCGUGAUCAUGAGUAUUCGAAUCCGACGGCUGGCGAUGGUUUUGAUGAGAAGAUGGAGAAGAUCAAGGAACUUGGGUGGAGGGUGUUGGUGAGUGGGAAUGGUGAGGAUCCUCUGGUUGAUCGUGAGAGGGAGUUGGUGAUGCUGAUGGAAGAGAAGGGUGUGCAUGUGGUUAAGGAUUUUCAAGAAGAAGGUCAUCAUGCGUUUGAGUUUUUUGAGCCAUCCAAAGCGAAGAAUGUCAUUGGGUUAGUGAAAGCUUUCAUUUUUUCUCAGGGUGCUUAAAGUCACCAACCAUCAUGUUGUUGCAUGGAUGUUUGCAUUAAUUCUUGUUUGGAAAUAAAUGGUUUUUAGAAUACGCAUAUUGUAGACAUUCAACAAAUAUCUAAAAUGAGAAAGAAAGAUAUAAGAAGGAUCAUCGGUAA
Messenger RNA from Lotus japonicus, 1209 nucleotides. Its product is annotated as carboxylesterase 1-like. The transcript has a single exon. NCBI's taxonomy places the organism in Eukaryota, Viridiplantae, Streptophyta, Magnoliopsida, Fabales, Fabaceae. The record is from RefSeq and is a predicted model, not a curated record. The coding region runs from base 83 to 1069 and encodes 328 amino acids. Gene Ontology annotation, molecular function: hydrolase activity.